UUCAAAUUUGUAGCCAUAGCGUUAGAGGAAGGUUUGUGUCACUGCACUAAUAUUAGUCAGCAGAUUCAGACAUUCCCAGUGCUGGUUGUCAUGAGCAUGCAUGGGAGCUCAUCCCAAGUGUCUGACAGUAUUUUCUAGCUUUUGGAGUGUUGUUGAGUGUUUUUCUGUUCGUGUUUGUUAGAGACAGGUAUGUUCUCAGAUGCUUUGGAGGCCGUAGGACGGGUGGAGGGGUUGACGCUGUCCCCUCCCCAGACUCUCCCAGACCCCGAUGAUGAGGUGGAACUGGGCUCCGAAACAAAAAGACGAGGCAGAUAUCGCCAUAGCUUACAGAUACUCAAGCCCUUUCGGAUCACGCACAAACAUCAGCACCCGGUGGACAAUGCAGGAUUUUUCUCCUUCAUGACCCUGCAGUGGCUGUCCCCUCUGGCAUGGAGGGCCCACAAAGCGUCCUGUCUCAAGAUUGAAGACGUGUGGGGUCUGUCUUGCCACGAGGCCUCAGAAACGAACUGCCAAAGACUGGAGUGGUUGUGGCACGAGGAGCUCAAGCGGCGGGGGAAGGACGCGGCGUCUCUGUCCCGGGUGUUCUGGAGGUUCUGUCAGACCCGUAUGCUGGUGGCCAUCUUCUCCCUGCUCAUCACCAUGGUGGCUGGAUUUGUUGGACCUGCUCUGCUGAUCCGAGCCCUGCUGGAGUACUCUCAGUGCGCAGAGGUGAAGCUGCUGUACGGUCUGGCUCUGGUCGGCGGGGUUUUCCUCAUGGAGCUGACACGCUCCUGGUCUCUAGCUUUCAUGUGGGCUGUCAGCUACCGCACGGCCGCACGCCUCCGGGGAGCCGCGCUCACUUUCGCCUUCCAGAAGAUCCUGCGACUGCGCAGCACUAAAGACAUCAGCACUGGAGAGCUGGUAAACAUUUGCUCCAGUGAUGGACAGCGUCUGUACGAGGCCGUCUCGGUGGGCUGUCUGCUGGCUGGAGGGCCUCUCGUCGGGAUUUUGGGUCUGUCAUACACCAUCUAUUUCUUAGGACCGACUGCACUCGUGGGAUCGGCCAUUUUUGUCAUCUUCUACCCCACCAUGAUGCUGGCCUCCCGCUUGACAGCAUCUUUCCGUAAAAGGUGCUUCUUUGACGACUCCUGUGUGUCUGCAGGGGUUCGAUCAGAAGAGAGGAGGAUCCUGGAGAGGGCCGGCUGUGUUCAGAGCCUGACGGUGGGUGUGGCUCCAGUGGUGGUGGUGAUAGCCAGCGUGUGCACGUUCACUCUUCACAUGGCUCUGGGCUAUGAUCUCACCGCAGCACAGGCCUUCACCAUCGUUGCUGUUUUCAACUCCAUGACCUUUGCUCUAAAGGUCACGCCCUUGGCGGUGCGUGCUUUAUCCGAAGGCUCCGUGGCCGUGAAAAGAUUUCAGAAGCUCUUCUUGAUGGAGGACAGGGAGCUGAUCUCAAACAAAACGGAAGAUCCCUAUAAUGCGGUGGAGUUUAAAGACGCCACACUGGCCUGGGAGAAGACCAGCGGCUCACAGGGGAGAAAGAGCCGAGCCCAGCAGAAAAGAGGAGGCAUGAAGAGGGUUUUGAGGAGGGAGAAGCUGAGCUUGUACAUCACCACAGAGGACAGCAAAGGGGAGAGCGAGGAAGCCAACGCAGAGCACCUCCUCACACACAUGGAGCAGGAGAGCCCACAGAGCACCAUCUCCUCCACACAGAGCAUCCGACCUCCGCUGCACAAAACCCUGCACCGCAUAGACCUCUGCAUCCGGAAGGGGUCACUGGUUGGGGUUUGUGGAGGAGUCGGCAGUGGAAAGAGCUCGCUGCUAUCUGCUCUACUGGGACAGAUGACCCUUCUUGGCGGCUCAGUAGCUAUAAACGGAGACUUCGCAUAUGUUGCUCAACAGGCCUGGAUCCUCAACGAUUCCCUCAGGGAGAACAUCCUGUUUGGAAGAAAAUACAUUGAGGAGAAGUACAACGCAGUUCUGGAAGCCUGCUGUUUAUUUCCUGAUAUUAUUGAGCUGCCAUAUGGCGAUAUGACUGAGAUAGGAGAGAGAGGAGCCAAUCUGAGCGGCGGUCAGCGGCAGAGAGUGAGUCUGGCCCGUGCGCUGUACAGCGAGAGACCCGUCCUUCUGCUCGAUGACCCCCUCAGCGCCGUCGACGCUCGCGUGGGAUCGCACCUAUUCCACAGCGCCAUCCGCCGUGCAGCCAAGAGCAGGACUGUCAUCUUUGUCACACACCAGCUGCAGUUCUUGCCUGAGUGUGAUGAGGUGGUGUUAAUGAAGGACGGUCAGAUAGCAGAGCACGGCACACACGUCCAGCUGAUGGAGAAAGGCCGAGACUACGCUGCCCUUUUCAACAGCGUGCAGCAAGAGAACCUAGUGAGGAAGAACCUGAAAAACAAGCAGAGGGCCGUGGAGGAGAGCAGCCCGCGGUCCCUGCAUGUCAGCCCUGCAGCCAAACCACAUACUGAGAGCAAGAAAGGAGAUCAGCUCAUGCAGGCGGAGGAAAAGGGGAGCGGGGCCGUGGCCUGGCAAGUGUACACUACUUACAUCAAGGCUGCCGGAGGGCCUCUGGCCUUCAUCGUAAACAUCCUCCUCUUCCUCUUCACCACCGGCAGCAUCGCCUUCAGCAACUGGUGGCUCAGUCACUGGAUCGGGCAAGGCAGCGGGAAUUCCUCGCUGCUGCAGGGGAACGAGACCGCCGAGAGCGACAGCAUGCGACUGAAUCCGCACAUACAGUACUACUCCAGGGUGUACGUCCUAUCCAUGGGGGCGGCGCUCUUCCUGAAGACGGUGCGAGGGCUGGUGUUCGUCAAGUGCACUGUGCGGGCAGCCUCGGUUCUGCAUGAUAAACUAUUUAAGACUCUACUUCUGAGCCCCAUGCGCUUUUUCGACACAACACCCCUGGGACGCAUUCUCAACCGAUUCUCCAGGGACAUGGAUGAGGUUGACGUGCGUCUGGCGAUGCAAGCCGAAAUGCUGCUCCAGAAUGUGACGUUAGUGCUGUUCUGCCUGGGCAUGGUGGGCGUUGUCUUUCCCUGGUUCCUGUUCUCCAUUAUUCCUUUAGGGGCGUUCCUCUUCAUCGUCAACCGCAUCUCCAGGUUUGGUCUUACAGAUUUAUUGGGCCAAACAGUUGAGCUGAGUCAUUGUAAAAAGUAGAACCAAAUAUAUAGGUCAGGCUGAUUAAUCAACAAAUAUGUAAGCUUAUUGGGGCACCAAGCGUGUCACUAUCUGUUCAGCUGUGCUAUGCGCUGGCUGGCUGUGCGUCUGGACCUCAUCAGCAUUUCUCUCAUCACCACUAUAGCCCUCCUCAUCGUCUUCAUGCACGGCCGCAUUCCUCCUGCCUACGCCGGUCUGGCCAUCUCCUACGCCGUACAGCUAACCGGCCUGUUUCAGUUCACCGUGAGGCUGCUUUCUGAAACCGAAGCCCGCUUUACAUCAGUGGAGCGGAUCAAUCAUUACAUAAAGAACCUGGAAAGCGAAGGUCCUCGACAGAUCUGCGGCUCCUCCGCUCCUGCUUCCAGCUGGCCGGAAGACGGACGAAUCACCUUCCAGAAUGUAGAAAUGCGAUAUCGGGAUGACCUUCCUCUGGUUCUGAAGAAUCUCUCCUUUAGUGUACUUCCAGAAGAGACCGUAGGGAUAGUUGGCAGAACGGGUUCAGGGAAAUCUUCACUGGGCGUCGCACUCUUCAGACUAGCAGAGCUCAGCCGAGGAUCAAUCAUCAUUGAUGGUGUCAACAUCGCUCACAUUGGUCUGGAGGACUUGAGGAGCAAGCUAUCAGUCAUCCCCCAAGAGCCAGUUCUUUUCAUUGGUACUGUCAGAUCAAAUCUGGAUCCCUGGGAUCAAUAUACAGAUGCACAGAUCUGGGAAGCACUGGAGAAAACGCACAUUAAGGACAUGGUGAGUAAGAGCAGAAGGUUUUGGAUUGAUCUUCCAAAGUCUGACUUACUGUUUCAGAUCCUGCUGUUAGACGAGGCAACAGCUGCGAUUGACACAGAGACAGACCGCCUCAUACAGGACACCAUUCGCACCUCGUUCAGUGGCUGCAGCACUCUCGUGAUCGCGCAUCGCCUCAACACUGUGCUGAACUGUGACAGGAUCAUGGUCCUGGACCAGGGGCAGAUUUUGGAGUUUGACACCCCUUCAAACCUGCUGGCUGAUGAAAACUCACGUUUUCGUGCCAUGAUGUUGGCAGCUGAAGAAACGCUUAGUCACCCCUAAGACGUCAGCAGCCACUGAAGACAUCCAGAGAGACACAUCCAGAGAUAGCAGAGCUCCUCCAGCCUGCUGAGAAGACUGAAAUCCUUGAAGCUGCUCAAACUGAGAUUGUCAGUUUGUUUGGUGUACUUUAAGACGAUGAUCACGUUGUUAUUAGCACACAGAGAGAUUCUGAGUUUGUAUAGUGUAUGAUGUCCGACGGGAACGUUUAUGUUGAUGGCACUUUAUUUGUGUUACGUGGCUGAAGAAUCCUGCCUUCCGCAGAAGCAUCAGGACUCCUGGAGUCAGUCUGAACAAGUGUUGACUGAGUGUGUUUCUCAUACCAGUUUGGGUUUGGUGGAAGUAAAUUUUGCACACUGAUAAUGUAUUUGUUUUCCUGUCUUUCAGCAUUUAUUUGCUGUGUAAAAGUAUGCAAGAUAUGUAUCGACCAUAAGGUAUCCUAUUGAUUUUCCUUAUUUGUUUCUGAGGUUUUCAGGCAUAUAUGAAUCCAACCAAAGAUGACGUUCAGAUCAGUCACACAUAUCAAACAUUCCAGAAAUCAGCACAAAAUGUUUUAUUUUUAUUAGAAUCAUUUUGUAUUAUCUGCUUGUGCUUUUGUUGUUACUCAUACUGUGUAAGUUUUGUGCCUCUGCUGUGAUAUAUUUAGCAGAUAUCUGUCAAAAGCAUUGUGCAAAUAGUGUUUUAGUGACGGAAAUGUGCAAUGUGAAUUCUUGCAAUAAUUCAACGUUCUUAUUUGUACUAUUUCUGCGUAAUAUGCUGUUCUGGUUUUU
Sinocyclocheilus rhinocerous is the source of this 4964-nucleotide messenger RNA. Its product is annotated as multidrug resistance-associated protein 5-like. Gene Ontology annotation, cellular component: membrane. Lineage: Eukaryota; Metazoa; Chordata; Actinopteri; Cypriniformes; Cyprinidae. The transcript is spliced from 26 exons. Gene Ontology annotation, biological process: transmembrane transport. The record is from RefSeq and is a predicted model, not a curated record. Gene Ontology annotation, molecular function: ABC-type transporter activity; ATP binding; ATP hydrolysis activity.